AUCUUCGGCUAUGACUUAUUUUGAAGAACGCAUUUUUUUGCAAACAGUGUAUACAGUAUCAAAAACAUCCCCGCACAAUGAAGCUUUUAAUUUAAAAUGUUUCAGAGACGAUAUAUUUCUUUCAGCGUGUAUGCAUUAUGCAUCCUGAGUACAUGUUACCUCAUUCCAAUAUGUUCCUGCGUGAAGGAUUUAGUGCUUGCUGGCAUAUUUCCCAUAACGGGAAAGGGUGGCUGGGCUGGAGGGGUGGGAUGUUACCCUGCCGCCCAGUUGGCGCUGGAACAUGUUAACAACCAUUCCGGUCUCCUUCCGGGAUACCAUCUCACUAUGCAUUACAACGAUAGUGAGUGCGAACCGGGAAAAGGAAUAACGAUUUUAUACGACCUUUUAUAUAAUGAGCCCCAGAAAAUAAUGCUACUCGGUCCAGGCUGUUCUACUGUGACGACAACAAUUGCAGAAGCAGCCAAAAUGUGGAAUCUCGUUGUUAUGUCUUAUGGAUCUAGUUCUCCAGCUUUAUCGGACAGACGGCGGUUUACAACGUUUUUUCGGACACAUCCUUCCGCUAACCUCAAUAAUCCGGCUUAUAUUCAGCUUUUUAAGCACUACGGUUGGCAAAAGAUAAAUAUCAUCCAAGAGGCAGAGGAAGUAUUUGUGUCGAGCGUCGAAAAUUUGGAAAGGUUAUGCAAGCAGAAUAAAAUUGAGGUGGUCACGCGGCAGUCGUUUUUAAAAGAUCCCGCGGAAGCAGUGAGAAAUUUAAAUCGCUCGGAUGCCCGGAUUAUUGUGGGGCUGUUUUACGAGAAACCGGCACGUUUGGUAUUCUGUGAAGCCUACAAAAAUAAUCUGUACGGGAAGCGCGUUGUAUGGUUGAUUAUCGGUUGGUAUGCCGACAACUGGUACGAAGUCGAUCCGGAUAAGGAUCCGGAUGUGAAUUGCACCAAGGAAGAACUGAAAGAAGCACUGGAAGGCCAUCUUACAGCGGAAUCGUUAAUUAGAAAUUCCAACAAUGUCUCCACCCUUUCGGGAAGGACGACGGAGCAGUUUUUCAACGAACUGGGAUCUCGGCUUACUACGAAACCGACGGAAACACCAGGUUACGUGGAAGCGCCGCUGGCGUACGAUGCGGUUUGGGCCAUCGCGCUAGCAUUUAACCGGUCCAUUCAAGAGUUAGCUAAAUACGGGAAACUGCUCGAAGAUUUUACGUAUUCCGACGAAUUCACAUCACAAGUCAUUUAUAACGCAACGCAGAAUACAGAAUUCGAAGGGGUUUCCGGUCGGGUUUCGUUCACGAGUGAAGGCGAUCGAAUAGCGCAAACCCAAAUCGAGCAGAUGCAGGAUGGCCACUACAAGAUUCUUGGCUAUUACGACCCGGAUAUCGAUGUCAUCAACUGGGAGAACGGCCGACCUCGUGAUCGCUGGAUUGGUGGGAAGCCGCCACGUCAUGAAACAUUAAAAUAUCCACAAUUCCGCAUUGUCGAACGCUUUCUGUUCUGGUCCAUGGUGACUUUGGCGGGUUUCGGCAUUGUUCUGGCGAUAUGCUGCUUAAUUUUUAACUUCACGCAUCGCAUGCGCAGGUUGAUUCAGCUAUCGCAUCCAAACAUCAACAAUCUCAUGCUUUUUGGCAUCGUAUUGUGUCUGAUAUCUGUGAUCUUACUCGGACUCGAUAAAGCAUUCGAUACAUUGAUCACAAAUGAAAGGUUUUAUAUGCUAUGCCAGGCACGGGCCUGGAUACUAAUGACCGGGUUUACGUUGUCCUAUGGAUCAAUGUUUUCGAAAAUCUGGAACGUCCAUAGACUCAGCACUUACGCAAAGAAAGAAAGCAAGCGCGAAGCUCGCCGAUCAGCCGGUAGAGGCAGUUUUCGCAAUAAUACCAGCUUCGCAGAAAUACGUACCUUCUCUUCCCUUGUGCAGACCCAGAAAGUGGAAUCAUGGCAAUUAUACAUAGUGGUGAUCGCACUGUUAGUAGUGGACAUUCUUAUUCUUGCGCUAUGGGCCGGUAUCCAUCCUAUGGAUCUGGCUCCAUAUAAAUUCCCACCGGAAAAGGCUACAGAUACGGAUGAAGAUAUUGAGUAUGAGCCUGUACUAUGGCAAUGUGCUUCUCCCCACGACACCAUCUGGAUGGGUGUCAUAUUCGCAUACAAGGGCCUCUUUUUAAUAUUUGGACUCUUCCUGGCUUAUGAAACGCGGAGUGUCAAAAUCAAAGAACUGAAUGAUUCCCGCUUCGUUGGAAUGAGUAUAUAUAAUGUCGUGAUAUUAUGCAUCAUUACGGCACCGGUGUCGCUGAUAAUCAGCAGGCAACAUAAUGCAAAGUUUGCAUUCGUUGCUCUUUCGAUUAUGUUCUGCAGUUUCCUCAGCAUGGGAUUAAUUUUCGUUCCAAAGAUUAUUGAGAUCUACAGAAGGAAAACAGAACAUUCUGACAGCAAGAAAUUGGAAGAUUCCAUUCCAUCUCGCGAGGAAGAGGAAAAAUAUCAAAAAUUGCUUGGAGAAAAUGAAGAACUGAAAAAGCAGAUUCAAGAGAAGGAAGAAAAGAUAAAGAUGCUUCAAGGACGAAUUAAAGAUAGAGCGUCAGAACGUGCGCGAUUGACGCUGGAGUAUCAGAAAUCCAAGGAGGCCGAACAGAAUGUUAGCAGUUCCUCCCCCAAACAAGCCGAGACAUCCGGCGAGAAUAUGGUUGUUCCAGAUCGGGUGGAGCAGAAACGCCAUAGUGAUUCAGCGCUUCCCAGCAGUACCGGUGCGUAAAUGAAUAUUCAACACUUAACAGUAUUCAAGAUAUUUAAUUGGGCAACUACUUUUAUCAAUGUCUUCUUUUGUUUGUUGCAGUACGUAUACAAUCUCCAUUUUGUAUAGAAAGAGCGCAAACAAAACGUUGUUGAUCAUGCUGUUUAGAGCUUGUUUUUAAUCUUAAAAAUAGAAGUGCUAAUGCGUAUGUACUCGUACUUAUGCUUGCAUUAGAUGUGUUGCGAACUCUGUUCCUGCGUUAAGUAGUAUAUUUGUCUUCGCUUCAAACAGUUUUCGUGGUCGUCUUGUGAUGUUUUUCCCAAGUGCUGGUUAUGCUUGCCACACUGUGAUAAAUUCAACAAUCAAAUUUAAUUUGAAAAAAAUUUAUUAAUAUUGCUGGUUCAAGCCUUACA
Paramacrobiotus metropolitanus is the source of this 3125-nucleotide messenger RNA. RefSeq names its product gamma-aminobutyric acid type B receptor subunit 1-like. Gene Ontology annotation, biological process: G protein-coupled receptor signaling pathway; gamma-aminobutyric acid signaling pathway. The transcript has 16 exons. Gene Ontology annotation, molecular function: G protein-coupled GABA receptor activity. Lineage: Eukaryota; Metazoa; Tardigrada; Eutardigrada; Parachela; Macrobiotidae. Gene Ontology annotation, cellular component: G protein-coupled receptor heterodimeric complex; membrane. The coding region runs from base 97 to 2733 and encodes 878 amino acids. The record is from RefSeq and is a predicted model, not a curated record.